Molecule: messenger RNA, 2540 nt
Organism: Neodiprion fabricii
Lineage: Eukaryota; Metazoa; Arthropoda; Insecta; Hymenoptera; Diprionidae
Gene: bel
Product: ATP-dependent RNA helicase bel
Exons: 9
Coding region: 160-2325 (721 amino acids)
Biological process (GO): gamete generation; cell differentiation
Cellular component (GO): P granule; nucleus
Molecular function (GO): RNA helicase activity; RNA binding; ATP binding
Source: RefSeq, a predicted model, not a curated record
UUGCGUCGACGUCAAGCGGAGUCAGGCCUUUGUGUCAGGGCAGGCGGCCAGUGUAACUUGGCUGGAGUAUCUUUUGUGCGAGAAAAAUUGUUUUUUGAGAUAGAUUGAGCCGAGUUUCUACGCGAGAGCCACGAAACCUACGUAUCGAGACGGAGUAAUAUGAGUAAUGCAGCCAACCAGAAUGGAUCAGGUCUAGAGCAGCAGUUUGCUGGUCUGGACUUGCAGAACUCCCGCCAGCCAAGUGGGGGUCGCUACGUACCACCUCAUCUCCGCAAUAAGUCCGGAGGUCCUGCGCCAUUAGGCGGUGAUACAAAUUCACCACCCAGCAACUCGAGGCAACCUAGCGAUAGAGACAGGGGAGGUGACAGAGAUCGGGAACGUGGUAGAGGAGGUGGCGGAGGCCGUGACGGCGGCUCUGGCUACAGAGAUUCCCGUGGGGGUGGACGUGACAUUGAUUUUGGUAACUUUGGAGGUCGAAAUCGUCGUGGUGGCAAUCAAGAGAACGGGGGAGGGCGUGAUCAGCGCUACCCGACCAACGACAACCGAGAUGGUGGUCCAGGUGGCGGCAACGACCGUUGGCAGGAACAGCAACCUCGAAAUGACCGCUGGCAAGAGUCCAGAAAUGAUAACAGAUCGAGUGGCAAUGGAGGUGGAAGAUGGAAAGAUAGCGAGGGUGGCGGCGGACGCGAGGGUGGCAGGGAUGGCGGAAGAGGACGAAAUGAAGUUGACUGGACAAUCCCAACAACGAGGGAUGAGAAGUUGGAGGUGGAAUUGUUUGGAACAGGAAAUACUGGAAUCAAUUUCAGCAAGUAUGAGGAUAUUCCCGUUGAGGCCACCGGCGAUAACAUACCUCCACACAUCACAUGCUUCGAUGAAGUACAGCUGACGGAGAUUGUAAAGAACAGCAUCACUCUUGCUGGUUACGAUAAGCCAACGCCGGUCCAAAAGUAUGCGAUUCCGAUCAUCAUCGGGCGUCGCGACGUCAUGGCCUGCGCGCAGACCGGAUCUGGUAAAACUGCGGCAUUUUUAGUGCCGAUAUUAAAUCAGAUCUACGAAUGCGGUCCCCGACCUCCCCCACCUAACGCUGUCGGCGCCAACUUUGGAAGGCGCAAACAAUACCCUCUGGGUCUAGUCUUGGCUCCCACCAGAGAACUGGCUACCCAGAUAUACGAUGAAGCGCGCAAGUUUGCUUACAGAUCAAGAAUGCGUCCUGCUGUUGUUUAUGGCGGUGCCAAUGUUAGCGAUCAGUUACGCGAACUUGAUCGCGGCUGCCACCUUCUUGUCGCCACACCUGGUCGUCUCGUCGACAUGCUUAAUCGCGGGAAAAUUGGUCUACACAAUUGCCGGUACCUAGUGCUAGACGAGGCGGAUCGAAUGCUUGACAUGGGUUUCGAGCCGCAAAUUCGUCGCAUAGUAGAACAAGAUACAAUGCCUCCAACCGGGGAACGACAGACCCUUAUGUUCUCUGCCACUUUUCCCAAAGAGAUUCAGAUGCUAGCUCGUGACUUUCUGAACAAUUAUAUUUUCUUGGCAGUCGGCAGGGUUGGUUCUACGUCUGAAAACAUCACCCAAAAGAUAGUUUGGGUUGAUGAAGGUGAAAAACGAUCUUAUCUUCUUGAUCUACUCCAAGCCAACAACCUCACUCAGCCUAGUGCGGAAUCACUCACACUAGUAUUCGUAGAAACAAAAAAAGGAGCUGACACGCUAGAGGAAUACUUGCACCAAGCAGGCUAUCCCGUGACUAGUAUCCACGGUGAUAGAACUCAGCGUGAGCGUGAAGAUGCGUUGCGCCGUUUCCGCGCUGGAUCAGCACCUAUUCUCGUCGCGACAGCUGUCGCGGCACGAGGUCUUGAUAUUCCGCAUGUUAAACAUGUAAUCAAUUUUGACUUGCCCGGCGAUGUUGAAGAGUAUGUCCAUCGUAUUGGUCGUACCGGACGUAUGGGAAAUCUAGGUGUAGCCACUUCAUUCUUCAAUAGUAAAAACCAUAAUUUAGUAAGAGAGCUUGUUCAGCUUCUGAUAGAGGCCAACCAGGAUUUACCCCCGUGGUUAGAGAAUAUGUCCAUGGAAGUACGAAACUCUGGAGGUGGUGGUGGUGCACGAAGACCAGGUGGCACUAAGAGCAGCGGUGGUCGUUUUGCCAGUGCUUUUGGGGCAAGAGAUUAUCGUCAACAGCCUGGUGCUGGAUCUGCACGAAACAACGGAGCCGGAAGACCUGGAAGUUAUGGCGGUGGAUACGGAGGAUACGGAGGCAGCUACAACAACUCAUCGUACAAUACCUCAUCCAACAACGGUGGCGGUGGCACAGACUGGUGGACCGGCAAGUAGAUGGAGGACGAUUAUCCACUACAAUUUAAUAAUACAAAUAUAACACUAAAAUUGGGUUACGUGUAACGAACACACACAAUCACUCGCUUGCUCCCCCGUGCACUCCACUCCGAACCCUAAUCUCAAUACAUGGACACAGACAUUUACACAUACACUUAUACAAUACACGCGAUGAAACACCGCUAAAUUACGAGAUGUAUGUUUAAAAAAAGAAA